Molecule: messenger RNA, 291 nt
Organism: Brenthis ino (lesser marbled fritillary)
Lineage: Eukaryota; Metazoa; Arthropoda; Insecta; Lepidoptera; Nymphalidae
Source: the annotation of a GenBank genome assembly
AUGAGUCACGUGGGAACAGACGACAGUAUGAGUGACGACGUGUUUGAAGAGGACACUCUGCGUGUUUCCAACACAGCACAACGAAGCACUCCCUCUCCUACAGGCUAUAGAGACUACCGACCAGAAUCACCUAUCCGCACAGCUAUAGAUGAAGACAUACCAAUACAUAAGACAAUCUUACUAGGCGAUAGUGGAGUGGGAAAGACUUCACUUCUGGUGCAAUUCGAAACGGGCAAGUUUCAAGCCGGCAACUUUUCGGCCACAGUUGGAAUCGGGUUCACGGUGAGUAAC